Messenger RNA from Cynocephalus volans (Philippine flying lemur), 4727 nucleotides. Its product is annotated as S-adenosyl-L-methionine-dependent tRNA 4-demethylwyosine synthase TYW1. The coding region runs from base 161 to 2419 and encodes 752 amino acids. Gene Ontology annotation, biological process: wybutosine biosynthetic process. Lineage: Eukaryota; Metazoa; Chordata; Mammalia; Dermoptera; Cynocephalidae. The record is from RefSeq and is a predicted model, not a curated record. The transcript has 17 exons. Gene Ontology annotation, molecular function: 4 iron, 4 sulfur cluster binding; FMN binding; catalytic activity.
GGCAUGGCUGCCCCCUGCUCCGCGGCUCUGGACUGACUGUUAACGCGGCCAGGAAGCUCGAGCUGUCUCCGAGCGACAGGGGGCCCGCGCCGGCCACCACGCUUUCCAGGUCCGAGGCCCUAGUCUCCUGUCGGUCCACAAGGCUCGGGCUCUGAGGAGAAUGGACCUUUCUUUGGAUAUGUGGGACUUCUCACCUUUAGUAUCAUUAUGGAUAAACAGGUUUUACAUUUAUUUGGGCUUUGCCUUUGGCAUUAGCCUUUGGAUUUGUGUGCAGAUUGUCAUCAAGAAGCAGGUCAAGAAAUCACAGGACAAAUCUGUACCAAAAGCAGGUCGGGAUUUUGUGACAAAUGGUUAUAUCUCCCUUGAAAAGAAGGAAAUCUUUGUGUCUGGAGUGAAGAUUUUCUAUGGUUCCCAGACUGGUACUGCAAAGGGAUUUGCAACAAUUCUUGCCGAAGCUGUUUCCUCUCUGGAUUUGCCCGUGACAGUUAUUAAUCUUAAAGAAUAUGACCCAGAUGAUCAUCUCGUGGAAGAGGUUACUAGUAAAAAUGUCUGUGCCUUCCUGGUUGCUACGUAUACUGAUGGCCGACCAACUGAGAGCGCAGAGUGGUUCUGCAGAUGGCUAGAGGAAGCAUCCAGUGAUUUUCGAUUUGGCAAAACUCACCUGAAGGGUAUGAGAUAUGCGGUAUUUGGCCUGGGAAAUUCUGCCUAUGUGAAACACUUCAACAAGGUUGGCAAAAACGUAGAUAAGUGGCUCUGGAUGCUCGGUGCUCACCGUGUGGUGACUCGAGGGGAGGGUGACUGCCAUGUGGUUAAAAGCAAGCAUGGUAGCAUCGAAGCUGACUUCAGAGCUUGGAAGGCCAAGUUCAUCUUCCGGCUCCAGGCACUUUGUAAAGGAGAGAAAGAGUCCUGUGGCGGCAGCUGCAAGAAAGGCAAAUGUAAAUCUAACCAGCGUGGCUCAGAGGAAAUGGAGCCAGGGUCUCCCACCCAAGACGAGCUGCAGCACAGAGACACCGAGGAGGACGAGCCCUGUGACAACACCAGUGAGGAAGAGUUUGGUGCUGGGGACCGUUGGAGCCCAGAUUCUGUGGUUGAUGUUGAGGAUCUUGGCACAAUCAUGGAUCACGUGAAGAAAGAAAAGAGAGAAAAGGAGCAGCAGGAAGAGAGAACUAGUUUGUUCAGGAACACAGGGAAGAAUGAAGAUGAUGAAAGAAGAGCUAUGAUAACUCCUGCUCUCCGAGAAGCCCUUACUAAACAAGGUUAUAAGUUGAUUGGGAGCCACUCUGGGGUGAAGCUUUGCAGGUGGACAAAGUCAAUGCUCCGAGGAAGAGGAGGUUGUUAUAAACAUACAUUCUAUGGCAUUGAAAGCCAUCGCUGCAUGGAAACCACCCCAAGCUUGGCAUGUGCAAAUAAAUGUGUCUUCUGUUGGCGGCACCACACCAAUCCCGUGGGCACUGAGUGGCGGUGGAAGAUGGACCAGCCUGAAAUGAUCUUAAAGGAAGCCAUCGAAAACCAUCAGAACAUGAUCAAGCAGUUCAAAGGAGCACCAGGUGUCAAAGCAGACCGCCUUGAAGAAGCGAUGAGGGUGAAGCACUGCGCGCUGUCCCUUGUGGGAGAGCCCAUCAUGUACCCAGAGAUCAACAGGUUUUUGAAGCUGCUCCAUCAGUGUAAGAUCUCCAGUUUCCUGGUCACAAAUGCACAGUUCCCUGUAGAAAUCAGAAACCUCAAGCCAGUUACUCAGCUAUAUGUCAGUGUGGAUGCUAGCACCAGAGAUAGCCUGAAGAAAAUUGACCGCCCACUCUUUAAGGAUUUCUGGGAAAGAUUCCUUGACAGUUUAAAAGCCUUGGCAACAAAGCAACAGCGCACCGUCUACAGACUGACGCUGGUGAAAGCCUGGAAUGUGGAUGAGCUGCAGGCCUACGCCCAGCUUGUGUCCCUGGGGAAUCCUGACUUCAUUGAGGUGAAGGGUGUUACCUACUGUGGAGAAAGUUCUGCCAGCAGUCUUACCAUGGCCAAUGUGCCCUGGCAUGAGGAGGUGGUACGAUUUGUCCGAGAGUUGGUGGAUCUGAUCCCCGACUAUGAAAUUGCGUGUGAACACGAACAUUCUAAUUGCCUCCUGAUAGCACACAAUAAGUGUGAGACCCCUGGGUCACUCCUGCCACCCCAGAUGGACUUUGGACUUCCCAGCCUCAGAAACUGUUUUAAGAUUGAUGGAGAAUGGUGGACAUGGAUCAAUUACAACCGCUUCCAGGAGCUCAUCCAGCAGUAUGACGAUAGUGGUGGGUCACAGACCUUUGGUGCAAAGGAUUAUAUGGCCAGAACUCCUCACUGGGCAUUGUUCGGUGCCAGUGAAAGAGGCUUUGAUCCCAAGGAUACAAGAUAUCAGAGAAAGAACAAAUCAAAGGAUAUUUCUGGAUGUUGAGCUUAUCUGACUUUAGGGCACUGAAGGACAAAAACUGGAUGGCCCCAGAAGGUUCUUGGACUCCUGUGAUUUUUCCAAGGACAAAUUACAUGAAUGACAUUUCAUAUAGUUGAGACUAAAGUAGCAUGCAGGGAUACAAGUCCCGCACCUGGCAGGCUGGAGAGAUGGCAUCCACCCUUACAGUGUCUGGACUCAGCCACAGCUUUUCUUACCAGAACUCAGUCACUUUCCUGAUUUUAUUUCUGAGAGGAAAAUCGUUUUGGGGGGGAAGUACACAGUCAUUACUGGAAUUUAACUCAUAGUUUUGAAUUACAUUUUAGUAAGACUUCCUGGAAUGCUGUCUACAAGAACGUUACACAAGGAGCAAACGUCUGUGCUCUUCUUCUUCCUGGCUGGUGGCUCGCUGUUGAGCAGCUGCUCAGCACUGCCUUGUCCUCCCUUCUGAGAGAAGAGUGUGGCCCCUCUCACAUCCUAACACAUGCUCAGGAGGUGUCCUCCCACAUUUUCAUAAUUCUCAGAUACUUUUAAAUACUGCAGUGAUUACUUUAAAUCUUUGCUUAUUACCAACCCUUUAUGAAAUUGCAUUGGAUCUAAAACUACACUAGAUCUUAUCAUGUUCCUGUACAAAUUACCAUAGAAGGUAAUAUGUAUGGGCUGGAUUGGAGUAAAACUCUCUUCUGUAAGAGCAAUUGCCAUGUGAUACGUUAAGUGAUUAGUCUCAGAGACACACUUUGGAACAAGGAGCAUGAUUUGCUUUUGUUUAUGAGUCACUGUCCCGCCUCUCGCGCUGCACGUACAGCAGGCCUCCACCUUUCACUCCUGCGGCCCUCGCUGCUUUACACAAUCUGUUCUCUAAGGUGCACACUUAUUCUGAUUGAAAACAUCAUACUCAAUAGUUUUUUUUUUCAGGUUGUCAAAGUUUUUUAAAAUUCCUUUAUCCAGGAGUUGAAUUAUACAAUAAUCAUUUGUAAGGACCAGAGCAUGACUUUUCUUUUAAAGUGCUUAUUUUAGUGAUAUCCUGGUCCCAUAGUUCUAAGCCGUAUCAGACCCACCUCCUCCUUAUAUAUCUGCUAUUUUAUAACACCCUCUAUGCUGAAGUAAAAUUCAUAGAUAAUAUCAUCUACAUACCCACUUUUUGAAAACUGGGCACCAUAUUUAUUUCUAAGUGGUAGAGUCAAAUACUUCUCUCUGUUGGGACAUGGGUUGGUGAAUAUAGGAAAAACCACCUGUUUUUCUCUCUGUACUUCACCCCACUCUUAAUACUUCACUUCUGCCAUCACAUGUGUGGGGUUUUUUUCUCCACAUUGACUAACGCUCAGACACCAGCUGGGUGUUCUACAGUUCAGUCCAGUUCUGACACUAACUGGAGUUAACACACACCCCACAUUUAAGGUCUCAGUCUCAAAGGACUUCUCCUCACUUCAGACAUCAGUUGCAAGUGGUAGGUCCCCAGGGUACCCACAACUUCUGUCUGACUAUAAAUUGGAGAUUCCGGGCCGACCCCGUGGCACACUUGGCAGAGUGCGGCGCUGGGAGUGCAGCAACGCUCCCGCCGCGGGUUCGGAUCCUAUAUAGGAAUGGCUGGUGCACUCACUGGCUGAGUGCCGGUCACGAAAAAGACAAAAUAAAUAAAUAAAUAAAUAAAUUGGAGAUUCCCAUGACCCCCUUCUUGGAUUUGGUAACGUCCUAGGGUGGCUCACGGAACUCAGGAAAACAGUUUACCUACUGUUGCUGAUUUAUUACAAAGGGUAUUUUAAAGGAUACAAGUAAACAGCCAGAUGAGGAGAUACAUAGGGUAAGGUCUGGAAGGGUUUGGAGCGCGGGAGCUUCUGUCCCUGUGGAGCUGGGGUGUGCCAUCCUCCCAGCACAUAGACGUGUUCACCAUCCUGGAUGCUCUCUGCACCCUGCAGUUGAGGGAGCACACAGGCAUGAUCACUCUCCAGCCCCUAUCCCCUACCUGGAGGAUGGGGGUGGGGCUGAAAGUCCCAUGUUUCUAAUUAUGGCUUGGUCUUUCUGGUUACCAGCCCCAUCCAGCAGCCCACCAAGAACAAGCCCAACUCGUUAGAACAAAAGGCACUAACUACUAUUACCCAAGAAGUUCCAAGGGAUUGAGGAACUCUUUCAGGAAACGGGUCAAGAGCAAUUAUUAAAACAAAAAAUGCACUCAGCACUCCUGUCACUCAGGAAAUUACAAGAGUUUUAGGAGCUUUGUGCCAGGAACUGGGGACAGAGACCAAAUAUAUAUUUCUUAUGUCAUGGAUGGGAUAGUGAUAAAGUAUAACAGAAAUCAUGUGUUCUUUCUUGAGCU